This is a messenger RNA of Equus quagga, 1905 nucleotides long. It is a transcript of the gene KRT76, whose product is annotated as keratin 76. Bases 1 to 1905 code for a protein of 634 amino acids. Lineage: Eukaryota; Metazoa; Chordata; Mammalia; Perissodactyla; Equidae. Gene Ontology annotation, cellular component: keratin filament. Gene Ontology annotation, molecular function: structural constituent of skin epidermis. The record is from RefSeq and is a predicted model, not a curated record. The transcript has 9 exons. Gene Ontology annotation, biological process: keratinization; intermediate filament organization.
AUGAACAGACAAAUCAGCAAGAAAUCCUUCAGUGGCGGGAGCCAGUGCUUCUCCGGUCGCUCCGCCGUGGUCUCCGGCAGCAGCAGGAUGAGCUGCGUGGCCCGCACUGGGGGAGCUGGCAGAGGGGCCUGUGGGUUCCGGAGCGGAGCAGGCGGCUUUGGCAGUCGCAGCCUCUACAACCUGGGUGGCAACAAGAGCAUCUCCAUCAGUGUGGCUGGUGGCUCCCGGGCUGGUGGCUUUGGGGGAGGGCGUGGCAGCUGUGGCAGUGGCUUUGGGGGCGGCUAUGGAGGUGGUUUUGGGGGUGGCUUUGGUGGUGGCAGAGGAAUGGGAGGUGGCUUUGGAGGGGCAGGCGGCUUUGGUGGAGCUGGUGGUUUCGGUGGGCCUGGUGGCUUUGGUGGGCUUGGUGGCUUUGGUGGACCUGGUGGCUUUGGGCCUGGUGGCUUCCCUGGGGGAAUCCAGGAAGUGACCAUCAACCAGAGCCUCCUGCAGCCCCUCAAUGUGGAGAUCGACCCCCAGAUUGGGCAAGUGAAGGCCCAGGAGCGGGAGCAGAUCAAGACCCUCAACAACAAGUUCGCCUCCUUCAUCGACAAGGUGCGGUUCCUGGAACAGCAGAACAAGGUCCUGGAGACCAAGUGGAAUCUGCUCCAGCAGCAGACCCCGGGCUCUGGCUCGGGUCCCCAAAACCUGGAGCCUUUCUUUGAAUCCUACAUCAGUUUCCUGCGCAGGCAGUUGGAUUUGGUGCUGGGGGAGAGAGGGAACCUGGAAGGAGAGCUGAAGAACAUGCAGGACCUGGUGGAAGACUUCAAAAAGAAGUACGAAGACGAGAUCAACAAACGCACGGCGGCAGAGAAUGAGUUUGUGGGGCUGAAGAAGGAGGUGGAUGCAGUCUAUAUGAACAAGGUGGAGCUGCAGGCCCAGGCGGACGCCCUCACAGAUCAGCUCAGCUUCCUAAGGACCCUCUACGAGAUGGAGCUGUCCCAGAUGCAGAGCCACGUCAGUGACACGUCUGUGGUCCUCUCCAUGGAUAACAACCGCUUCCUGGACCUGGACAGCAUCAUCGCCGAGGUCAAGGCCCAGUACGAGGAGAUCGCCCAGAAGAGCAAGGCUGAGGCUGAGGCGCUGUACCAGACCAAGCUUGGGGAGCUGCAGAGCACGGCCGGCAGGCACGGGGAUGACCUGAAGAGCACGAGGAGUGAGAUCUCCGAGCUCAACAGGGUGAUUCAGAGGCUGCGGGCCGAGAUCGAGAGCGUCAAGAAGCAGAGCGCCAACCUGCAGACGGCCAUUGCGGAAGCUGAGCAGCGCGGGGAGAUGGCCCUCAAAGAUGCCAAUGCCAAGCUCCAAGGCUUGCAGGCUGCCCUACAGAAGGCCAAAGAUGACCUGGCCCGGCUGCUGCGUGACUACCAGGAGCUGAUGAACGUCAAGCUGGCCCUGGACGUGGAGAUCGCCACCUACCGCAAGCUGCUGGAGGGCGAGGAGUGCCGGAUGUCUGGAGAGUGUCAGAGUGCUGUGAGCAUUUCGGUGGUCAGCAACGUCACCAGCACAAGCGGCAGCUCUGGUGGAAGCCGUGGAGGCUUUGGAGGGGCCAGCAGCAGCAGCGGUGGCUACAGAAGCAGCAGCAGCAGAGGCGGCAGUGGCGGCUAUGGAGGAAUCAGUGGUGGCAGUAGCAGUGGCUAUGGAGGGGUCAGUGGUGGCAGCAGUGGGGGCAGGGGCAGCAGCGGAAGCUACCAGAGCAGCAGCGGUGGGAGCAGGCCCAGCAGCGGAAGCAGCAGCUCGGUGAGCCAGAGUGGCUCCAGCUCGGGCGGCAUUCAGACCUCUGUAGGCAGCGGCUACAAGUCUGGCGGUGGAGGCAGCACCAGUAUCCGCUUCUCCCAGACCACCAGCUCAAGCCAGCACUCCUCCAAAUGA